Dinoponera quadriceps is the source of this 1887-nucleotide messenger RNA. RefSeq lists its product as uncharacterized. The transcript is spliced from 5 exons. Bases 409 to 1296 code for a protein of 295 amino acids. The record is from RefSeq and is a predicted model, not a curated record. NCBI's taxonomy places the organism in Eukaryota, Metazoa, Arthropoda, Insecta, Hymenoptera, Formicidae.
CGGGCAUCAGAAUUCUCCCGAGAGAAAAGAUCAUUCACUGUUAUAUUUCAUUAACGCAUUUUUCUUUUUUUUUUUCUUAUAACAAUACUUGCGAAGGCCUCGUAUACGAAAUACGUCAAAUACGUGACGUGAUCCGUGACGUAACAAAUGAUUGCCGUUAUCGAUACGCAUAUGGCAAGUGCUUCGAAAAGCUUUUCAAUUAAGUGCUAUUAAGUUGUACGAUAUAUAUUGCGUAUCGACGGAUGUGCACGAGGAAAGGAAAAACAUGAUUUAUUCAUGAUAUUCAAAACAAGUCGAGUUGGCAACAGCCGGUGCGGACGAGUGAUAAUACUGGAUGUCAGCAGAUAACAACGCGUUUGGUUUUUUUUUGUAUAAGAAACCUUAAUCAAUGAUCCGCAGCGGCGAUCGAUGAACCAUGCGAUGACUUGUGGUAGAGAAAAGAGAAAUAAGAAGAGGAGAUUUUCCGUCACGUGUUGCAGCAUGGUGAAAGUAUAUUUGAUUUCGACGCGAAGGGGGAAUUCAGGUAACGGCGGUAAACACACGACUCGGCCUUUAGGCGAACUUGAAUUUACCGUCAGUUCACGUUCGUUCGUCCAUUCGCCUUCUACAUUUAUUAUGCGCGCCAUCCUGCUCCUCGUGUUCCUGGCGAGCGCCAAGCUGAAUGGAUGUAACACAGAGGAGACUUGGGAACAGGAUCGGUCCGAGGACACGGGCGCUUCCACCGAGGGCUACGAUCGCGUGGGGCUGCGAUGCGGCGCCGACAAGAUGACCGUGGAGUUACGCACCACCGAGGAUUUUUCCGGGGUGAUCUACACACAGGGCAGCUUCCACUCACGAGAACCGUCCUGCUUCCUCGAUCCGGUACGCGGCAGGAGUUUCACCAUGAAUAUCCCUUUAAAUAAGUGCGAUACGGAAAAGGAGGGCGAAAAGUACAGCAACGUCGUGGUGGUGCAGCACGACGACGACCUGGUGACACCGGGAGACGCCGCGUUCACGUUGGAAUGCGACUUCUCGAAGCCGAGGGAUCGCACGGUGACGGCUGAUCUUAAUGGGAGCAAAAGAAGACCUACGAGAUCCAGCAUAGCCCUAAUCGACGCCGAUCCGGAAAGGGACCGGAACAAAAGGGCCGCUUACGUGGAGAGUUACAGCGACCAAGUGGUCUUCGUGCCGGACGUCGCGAUUCGUAAGGCAAGAGACGCUAAUGUGCGCCAGCUAAUAAAGAGACAGUCAAAGUUAAGAGAACAACACGGUUCCUCGACAUUUCGUUGCCCGGGCUCGAUCAUCGGACCCGGCUAAAUUGCUAUUCGACAAUUUUCCGGGCACAAUCGGUGUCCCUACAUAAAAACACGAAGGAUCGUGUAUAAUUGAUUCAUGAUAAAAUUAAAAUUGAUAAAAACAAAAUAAGCACACUGAGAAAAAGAAAUUGGAAUUUUGCGAAGUAAGUGUUUCUCGUGACACUUUCUUCGCUAUUCAUUGGUUGGGAGAAAAUUUGACCGUGAUAUGACGGAAUAUAUAUUCUCACGAAAUAUACCCAAGUUUUCUUAUUAGUUGAUUUACCCGCUGGGAAUAAAAUUUCACUUCGCCGUAUUUAAAUAAAUAUUCAUUUCUGCGAAAUAAAUCUUGUAUUUCGCGACUAGAUUUUUAAGUCUUCUUUCACAGUUUUCACGGCAAAAACACACGUGCUCGAAUUGAUUUUCAGAAUAAUAAUCGCACGGCCGUCUCGGCUGUAAAUCGCCUGAGGUGAAGUCUCGCCGAUGAACCGCCGUCGAGAUUCCGCCGAGACUCCGCAAUGCUCCGCUCUCUCGAGAGAUUAUUGCCACCACCGCUAUUCGCUACCAUUUUGUUUAUUAUUGUUGUUGUUCGUAAUAAAUUAAAUAGUUGAAUCUC